AUGGCAUCCACACAACCAGCAACAUUAGCAAUUCGCACAAUGGCAUCUCGAACACUAGAAGAAGCGAGACAACGAGUUUUAAGACAGUAUCGUGCAUGGCAAAGAGCAACACCCAUCAUUGUACAAAUGUACCAGCUAGACAUACCAGUGUCCAUAGUACGGUCUUGUUUACGAAAUGCAUAUUCAAAAAACAAAGGAAUCACAAAUCUUAAGGCACUUGAUAUUCUUAUUUUCCAGGGUCAUGCCGAAUACCAAGAAACGCUUAAUUUUUGGAAACAACCUACACAUGUGAUGGCAUUUUUGCAAAAAUAUAUGCCGUUAAAUGAAACACUUCAACAAAGUAGCCGACUACAUAACACUGCUUUGAGUAGUCCAACAUUAAAUAACAUGAUAGGAAAUGCCUUAACAGUAGGAAAGGAAAAACAAGUCAAUUUUCUUGAAACGUUUCUUAGCGGUAAAUCAUAA
Pneumocystis jirovecii RU7 is the source of this 465-nucleotide messenger RNA. RefSeq lists its product as uncharacterized. The record is from RefSeq and is a predicted model, not a curated record. The coding region runs from base 1 to 465 and encodes 154 amino acids. The transcript has 3 exons. Gene Ontology annotation, biological process: response to oxidative stress. Lineage: Eukaryota; Fungi; Ascomycota; Pneumocystomycetes; Pneumocystales; Pneumocystaceae.